AAGUCUACAUGAGUCACGUGACGAUCCAGCGUUUGGAACGUCCGUUGACGUAGCUCUGGCUGUGUCUGAAACCGCUCACUGGUUCACUCAUUCCCUAUAUGGCGAAGAAGGACGCUGGUUAUGCCUCACAGAGAGCACUCUGUCGCGGACAUUAUGGAUUAUAUCGUCAAACAAGGCACUGAGAGCAACCAACAAAUCGCAGCACACUACAUUCGCCAAUUAUAACUGCAAUUGAAAUUGUGUGCUCUGGCCAGAAAAGACUCAAAUAUAACUUCGGUCUUCACUCCAUGUAAAAUACGGCGCCACCUAGAUGACAGCUAACUACAGAUGACUAUGUCCAGCAAGAAAAGAUCCUCCAGUGAGCAAGAGUUCACUCUCUGCAGUGCACUUCUAGAGGCUACACAACAGGCAGAGUCUCAAGCUGCAGAGCUAAAGGAGAAACAGCAUAUCCUAAACUCGGUUCAGGGUACACUAUCAAAGAUGGUAAAGAGCUAUGACACUGUUUCCAAUAACAUUAAACUGAAGGAGCAACAAAUCAGUGGCAUCAGUAAUGAGACUGAACAGGUACAAAAGCAACUUGAGAGACAGCAGACAGAGAUACAGGUGAUCCAGAUGGAAAACAUGAAACUCAGCUACAUCAUAGAAGACCAAUUAGAGAGCUCACAUUUCUUGUUGGCUUGGUACAACACUUACCAUAAUAAAAUGGAGAGCUACAAAAUGUCAGUCUCUGCAAUGGAGAGCCAAGCAGCUAUUCAUAAGGAGUUGAUGGAAAAAAGGGAAGAGGUGAAGAGACUCAGGGAGCACAGAAAGGAACUGAAGGUGGACUUACAGAAUCCAGAUGCUAUACGACAGGUUCAGAAAGAAAUUGACAACUUUAAGGCCCAGAUACACAACACAAAAGAGCAUGUAAGAAGAAAAGGGAUAUUAUUGGAGAAAGAGAAAAAGAACCAAUCACAACUGAGAAAGGAUAUAGCGAUUCACAACAGAAGAUGCGAGGCGAUUGUGAAACGGCUUUGCUGCCAGCUGAACAAAGCUCAAUCCAGUCAUGGAGAGCUGAGAAGUGACAUCUUCCAUAUGGAGAAAGAGGUGGAACAUCUCAAGAAGCAACUAGGUACCUCAUACGAUGUAGAAUGAAUCAAUGUACAAAUGCACACUCUAGUAAUAAUUCAGUUUGUCCAUAUAGUGCAUGUUACAAUAUGACAAUAUGAUUUGUGUUCUGCAACAGAUUUUUAUUCAUGAUUGUUAUCUUGGUUUAUUUCCAUGGAAGACUUUUUGAUGUGGAAUAUAUAAAUUAAUGACUAAAUUAAUUUACAGUGCAUAACAAAUAACAAAUAAUAAACACAUAUUCUUCAUGUCAGUAUUUCUAUUGCAAACUCAUUGUAGAACACUGUAUGUCUGAAGGUGGGUGGGAAAGAUGGCUCAAGAGACAGAUGGACUUUGACGGAGUUUCAGGGCUCACUUGAUUGUUCCACAAGGCACUUUUCAGCUCUCUCUCAAUAACUCAACUGGAAAAAACCCAAAAUAAAACAUAUUCCCCAUAUUUCGGGGCUUUUCACCAAAUCUUUCCAAGUUCACACUCUGAGUGUGUGUGUGUUAUGUUCAAGCUCUGUUGGCUCUGUUGUCCCUCUCUCUCAGGUUCACAAAUUGUAAAAGUCAGUAAAACUAUUACGUUCACAAUUAAAUAUACAUUUGGCAGCAGUGCUUUAUUUCCAUAAAACUGCAGCACUGCUUGCUGAACUGG
Molecule: messenger RNA, 1741 nt
Organism: Ictalurus punctatus (channel catfish)
Lineage: Eukaryota; Metazoa; Chordata; Actinopteri; Siluriformes; Ictaluridae
Product: coiled-coil domain-containing protein 122
Exons: 7
Coding region: 328-1134 (268 amino acids)
Source: RefSeq, a predicted model, not a curated record